Messenger RNA from Neolamprologus brichardi, 1804 nucleotides. RefSeq lists its product as uncharacterized. Gene Ontology annotation, biological process: extracellular matrix organization. The record is from RefSeq and is a predicted model, not a curated record. Gene Ontology annotation, molecular function: extracellular matrix structural constituent conferring tensile strength. NCBI's taxonomy places the organism in Eukaryota, Metazoa, Chordata, Actinopteri, Cichliformes, Cichlidae.
AAGCGAUUACUUCACUAAUAUGACUGCAUUAGACUGCAGUGAGUAUGUAGUAUAUUUAAGUAGCUCCAGUUUCUUAGAGCAAGCGUAAGAGGCCAAAGACGUCUAACGUAAGCUGAUCUUUAAUGUAAAACCUCAGCUUUGCUGCAGCCACUGUUGUCUGCACUGGUUGCUUUUCCAUGCACUAAUGGCAGACAGACAGAGUGAUGGCCCAGAGGAACAGAGAAAGCUCCUCUGGGUGCUUCCUCUGCUGCAGGAUGUGGUUGGAAAACCACACAAACGAGAUAAAAAAGUCAGGUUUGUUAAAGGUCACCAGCAGCCAAUUCUUAUCCCUUCUCACUCUGGCUUUCCCUUAUUGGCUGCUAGUGGUAAUCAUGACCUUUUCUCCACUCCCCCCGCCCCUCUCUCACACACACACACACAUAUAAAAUGAAGACAUUGACAGACACACACCAGUGCAUCCACACAUUCAGCCCCACACACAUGCAAACAAAUUCACACUAUCCUCCAGUCAAUGAUGAGGUAUCUCUUUUGCAGGGGGAGCGAGGCAGAGACGGGGAUCUGGGGAGUCCCGGCGUGCCGGGCGAAGUGGGACCCAGGGGAUGGAAAGGAGAGAAAGGAGUGACAGGUGAUACGGGCCCCAGAGGACCCGAUGGAAAGAAGGGCGACAUGGGCCACAUGGGUGUCAUUGGUCCCAGGGGAUUUCCCGGACAGGAGGGGUCGCCAGGCCAACCGGGCCAACCGGGCCAACCGGGAUAUCCUGGCAAACCUGGUAAGCCUCCCUCAGACGAACAUCUCGUAAAGCUCUGCACUGAUGUUCUGCGUAACCAGCUGCCAGCAUUGCUACAGAGCCUGACUCCUCACUCUCCGUGUGAACCCUGCCAGGGUGUGAAGGGUCCUCCAGGUGAGCCGGGAGCACCGGGACCCAAAGGCUCCAUGGGAACUCCAGGCUACCCUGGCAGGAAUGGCGCUCCUGGUUACCCAGGACCUCCUGGAAUACAGGGCCCCGCAGGCCUCAAAGGUGACAUGGGACCCAGAGGGUUGAAAGGCAGAAAAGGAGAUGGAGACCAGGGACCACCAGGACCACCUGGACUGCAAGGGAUUCAGGGUCCUCGUGGCUUUGAUGGGAUUGGCCAGCCGGGCAACCAGGGAAUCCCAGGCAAACCGGGUCCGCCGGGAGAUCCUGGCAAAAGGGGUAGUCCAGGACUUCCAGGGGUUUGUGACAUCUCUAUGUGCUAUCAGACCUACAAUCUCAGGGAACACUACAGCAAAGGACCACACAUCUGAUGACGUGGGAGUGAGAGAGGUUGCUUUUGACUUUAAGACAGAGAUAUCUGCAGCCAAGGCAGUUGUAACCUCAUGAGCUGGUAUGAACAGAGAUAUGGAGGGCAUUGAUUCAUGAUCACUGAAUAUGAUCAAAGAGGGUCAAGCUGGCUAGCGUCCGAGAUACUUUAAACUUCUGAAGUUUAAAUAGUGAAUUCUAAAUCCUGAUUGAGUCAGACGAACACAAAGAGCUGCAACUGAGUCGCAUUGUUUUUGUCAGUGUAAGAGGCAAGAAGGCCAGGAAUCUGAAUAAUAAUAAAUAUGUCUACCUCCUCGUUUACCUGAAUUACUGUUUAAGUUAAUGAUACAGAAGGCAAAUAUGAUUAAUACCCUCAAUAAAUAUGUAUAACAUGUAUUAAUUAAAUCGUGGGCUAAUGUGAGAAAAGCACAAUUACUAUAAACUGCAUAUUAAAAUAUUAAAGAAAUAGAAAAGAAUCAGUUCGUAUGCUGUGCUUGGAAACCUCUGCUUUUCUACUGAGGAUGA